Molecule: messenger RNA, 759 nt
Organism: Psilocybe cubensis
Lineage: Eukaryota; Fungi; Basidiomycota; Agaricomycetes; Agaricales; Agrocybaceae
Exons: 7
Coding region: 1-759 (252 amino acids)
Biological process (GO): regulation of transcription by RNA polymerase II
Cellular component (GO): mediator complex; core mediator complex
Molecular function (GO): transcription coregulator activity
Source: RefSeq, a predicted model, not a curated record
AUGGACGAAGACAACGCUGAGCUCAGAAAUCCCUUUCCUUCACCUCCUUCUCAUUAUACAAAGUACACGACACACAAUCUUAACCUUCUUGCCUUACUCAAGGAAAGGGCUCCUGAAGACCAGGAUGCCAAUCAACACGAGAUUCUGAAAGACCAGACUGACGUGCCCGACUGGCCUCUUAUACAACUCGAGAAACCCCGUGUAGACUGGAUACUUGAAGAGCCGGAUGCAUACUAUGAUGUCUUCGGUGAUAGGUGGUUUGUGAAGGAAAAGAUUCCUUCGUUGGGAGAACUAGGAGGAAACCAGCUCUACCCUGCUGACCCUACCAUAGACCGUCGUCCUGCUCUACGUUCUAUACUGAGGUCAUUGUUGGUUACAUAUUCAUCUUUGAUGGGUGCCCUUUUGUCCCCCCCUCCCCUAUCGCCAGAGGUGCCUCCGGAUUGGCAACGACACGUCGAAUGGAUAAACGUGCUAAGUCAAAACCUGAUGGCUGCUGCCAACGACCUACGACCUGUCCAGGCUCGCGGCAAUCUUGAGAUGAUGAUGAAACGUCAACUGGACCUCAGAAGGGAGGAAACUAGAAAGAUUCAUGAGAAAUGCGACACCCUGAGCACAAAAUUAAACCAACUGCGCUCCACUGUGCAAAGAAUGUUGGCCGACGAAAACACUCCUUCCCAACCAGAGGCGAAGACUUCAAAUAACCAACCUUCUCCUCAAAUCACCCAAGUUGACGUAUUGAAUUGGGCGGAACAAGUUUAA